Messenger RNA from Mastomys coucha (southern multimammate mouse), 3688 nucleotides. It is a transcript of the gene Rhbdf2, whose product is annotated as rhomboid 5 homolog 2. Gene Ontology annotation, molecular function: serine-type endopeptidase activity. NCBI's taxonomy places the organism in Eukaryota, Metazoa, Chordata, Mammalia, Rodentia, Muridae. Gene Ontology annotation, cellular component: endoplasmic reticulum membrane. Bases 341 to 2821 code for a protein of 826 amino acids. The record is from RefSeq and is a predicted model, not a curated record. Gene Ontology annotation, biological process: regulation of protein secretion; regulation of epidermal growth factor receptor signaling pathway. The transcript has 19 exons.
CCUCGCGCAGGUAGGGAAGAGGCGGAGCGCCGGCGCCCCAGCCUUGUCGCCGCCGCCCCGCCGCUGCCCACUGCGCUCGCAGCCGCUUCCCGGGACGUGGGGCCUCCGAGAGGUUGGCCUGCUCGGGCCCUGCCCUGCCUGACCCACAGCCAUCUGUCAGUCCAUCUGUCCACCUUGACCCCAGGAGACCCAGAGAUCGAGGAAAGGAGUGGAGCAUGGUGUAGAAACCCUCCAGCAAGCCCAGGGAGCGCAGCCAGCCCUGCACGUCUGCAGGGAGGAAGCUGCGGGCCAGGCCCCUCUGGAUGCCCGUGCUGUCCUCUCUUCUAGCAUCGUGACCACCAUGGCCUCAGCUGACAAGAAUGGCAGCAACCUCCCAUCUGUGUCUGGUAGCCGCCUGCAGAGCCGGAAGCCACCUAACCUCUCCAUCACCAUCCCGCCACCCGAGACCCAGGCCCCCGGCGAGCAGGAUAGCAUGCUUCCUGAGAGGCCCAAGAACCCAGCCUACCUGAAGAGUGUCAGCCUGCAGGAGCCCCGUGGACGAUGGCAGGAUGGUGCAGAGAAGCGCCCUGGCUUCCGCCGCCAGGCCUCCCUGUCCCAGAGCAUCCGCAAGAGCACAGCCCAGUGGUUUGGGGUCAGUGGCGACUGGGAGGGCAAGCGACAAAACUGGCAUCGUCGCAGCCUGCACCACUGCAGUGUGCACUACGGCCGCCUCAAGGCCUCAUGCCAGAGAGAACUGGAGCUACCCAGCCAAGAGGUGCCAUCCUUCCAGGGCACUGAGUCUCCAAAGCCAUGCAAGAUGCCCAAGAUUGUGGAUCCACUGGCUCGGGGUCGGGCCUUCCGCCACCCAGAUGAGGUGGACCGGCCUCACGCUGCCCACCCACCUCUGACUCCAGGGGUCCUGUCCCUCACAUCCUUCACCAGCGUCCGCUCUGGCUACUCCCAUCUGCCCCGCCGCAAGAGGAUAUCUGUUGCCCAUAUGAGCUUUCAAGCAGCUGCCGCUCUCCUCAAGGGGCGCUCCGUGCUAGACGCAACUGGGCAGCGGUGCCGGAACGUCAAGCGCAGCUUCGCCUACCCCAGCUUCCUGGAGGAGGAUGCUGUCGAUGGAGCUGACACCUUUGACUCCUCCUUUUUUAGUAAGGAAGAAAUGAGCUCCAUGCCUGAUGAUGUGUUUGAGUCCCCCCCACUCUCUGCCAGCUACUUCCGAGGUGUCCCGCGCUCUGCCUCCCCAGUCUCCCCUGAUGGGGUGCAAAUUCCGCUUAAAGAGUACAGCGGCCGAGCCCCAGGUCCCGGGACCCAGCGUGGCAAGCGCAUUGCCUCCAAAGUUAAGCACUUUGCAUUUGACCGGAAGAAGAGGCACUACGGCCUGGGCGUCGUGGGCAACUGGCUGAACCGUAGCUAUCGCCGUAGCAUCAGCAGCACCGUGCAGCGGCAGCUGGAGAGCUUCGAUAGCCACCGGCCCUACUUCACCUACUGGCUGACAUUCGUUCACAUCAUCAUUACCUUGCUGGUGAUCUGCACCUAUGGCAUCGCACCUGUGGGGUUUGCCCAGCAUGUCACCACCCAGCUGGUGCUAAAGAACAGAGGCGUCUAUGAGAGUGUGAAGUACAUCCAGCAGGAGAACUUCUGGAUUGGCCCCAGCUCGAUUGACCUCAUCCACCUGGGAGCAAAGUUCUCACCCUGCAUCCGGAAGGACCAGCAAAUUGAGCAGCUGGUACGGAGGGAGCGUGACAUCGAGCGCACCUCUGGCUGCUGUGUCCAGAAUGACCGCUCAGGCUGCAUCCAGACCCUGAAGAAGGACUGCUCGGAGACCUUAGCCACGUUUGUGAAGUGGCAGAAUGAUACCAGGCUCUCAGACAAGUCUGAUCUGAGCCAGAAGCAGCCAUCGGCGGUUGUGUGCCACCAAGACCCCAGGACCUGUGAAGAGCCAGCCUCCAGUGGGGCCCACAUCUGGCCUGAUGACAUUACCAAGUGGCCAAUCUGCACAGAGCAGGCCCAGAGCAACCACACGGGCUUGUUGCACAUAGACUGUAAGAUCAAAGGCCGCCCCUGCUGCAUCGGCACCAAGGGCAGCUGUGAGAUCACCACUCGGGAGUAUUGUGAGUUCAUGCACGGCUAUUUCCACGAAGAGGCAACGCUCUGCUCCCAGGUGCACUGCUUGGAUAAGGUGUGUGGACUCUUGCCUUUCCUCAACCCCGAGGCCCCUGACCAGUUCUACCGGAUCUGGCUGUCUCUGUUCCUGCAUGCUGGCAUAGUGCAUUGCCUUGUGUCUGUGGUCUUCCAAAUGACCAUCCUGAGGGACCUAGAGAAGCUGGCUGGCUGGCACCGCAUCUCUAUCAUCUUCAUCCUUAGUGGCAUUACAGGCAACCUGGCCAGCGCCAUCUUCCUCCCCUACCGGGCAGAGGUGGGUCCAGCCGGGUCGCAGUUCGGCCUCCUCGCCUGCCUCUUCGUGGAGCUGUUCCAGAGCUGGCAGCUGCUGGAGCGACCGUGGAAGGCCUUCUUCAACCUGUCAGCCAUUGUGCUCUUCCUCUUCAUCUGUGGCCUCCUGCCCUGGAUAGACAACAUCGCCCACAUCUUCGGGUUCCUCAGUGGGAUGCUUCUGGCCUUCGCCUUCCUGCCCUACAUCACCUUCGGUACCAGCGAUAAGUACCGCAAGCGAGCCCUCAUCCUCGUGUCGCUGCUGGUCUUCGCUGGGCUCUUUGCUUCCCUGGUGCUGUGGCUGUAUAUCUACCCCAUCAACUGGCCCUGGAUCGAGUACCUCACCUGCUUUCCUUUCACCAGUCGCUUCUGUGAGAAGUACGAGCUAGACCAGGUGCUACACUGACUGUGCAGAGAUGAUGUCUGCCCCGGGCCGUGUGUCUGCAGGCCCAUGGGCGCUGAGCCCAGCAGCCCACUCCACAGACACGGCUGACUCCGUGUCUGGAGUACACGUGAUGGGUAGUAAAGGCAGGUUCCCCAGAGAGAUGACACCUCCCUUUCUCAGGCCUGAAUGUUCCUGACCCAAGUCUGGGGGACAUCCAGGACACCUGCUUCUCCGAGGCUCAGGUCCCAGGCCCUGCCUGCCUCUCUGGCCGUAUAGGGAUAAUGACUUUUCUUCCCAGGGCUUGGGCCUCUGGCCUCUGUGGGUGCUGUCUCCCCACUGUCACUGUGACUGUGACCUCGCCAGACACACAGCCGCUCCCUCGGUUGUCCCCAGGGUUGAGGUCCUUACCAUGCUGCUACAACCCCCCCUUCCUCUUCCUCCUCUCCUCCCUGUCCUUCAAGCCGUUCCUGUAUUUGUCCAUGGACUCAUGGGCCUGCUCCUGAGGCUCCUGGACAUAGCAUUGUGAGAAGGCUCUGGCUGUUGUCUAUGCAGGAUGGCAGCAAGGAGAGAUGGCUCUACGGGGACGCUAAGGGCUUUUGUUGAACAAAGAAGCCAGAUCUCCUCAGCCUAUCAGCUGCCUUAGCUCCAGCAUGUGUUUGGCUGCACAGGUUGGCUCUAAUGCCAGGAUGCCCCUACCACCUCUCGUCACUCCUGUGGCUGUGGGCUGAGCCUCCCUGAGGACUCGCUCCCAGGGGCGGCUUGAGGCUCAGUCAAGCCUGGUGUUUUGUUUGUUUUUCCAAUUUAUAUUAUGGUCCUAAUUUUGUAAAGUAACGCUAACUUUGUAUGGAUGAUGUCUCAAGUUUAUUAAAUGACCAUUCUUUAUCAAAA